This is a messenger RNA of Condylostylus longicornis, 729 nucleotides long. RefSeq lists its product as uncharacterized. Lineage: Eukaryota; Metazoa; Arthropoda; Insecta; Diptera; Dolichopodidae. Bases 1 to 729 code for a protein of 242 amino acids. The record is from RefSeq and is a predicted model, not a curated record. The transcript is spliced from 6 exons.
AUGUUAAUAAAAGCUUUAAACAGGAAUGAAUUAUGGGCAUUAAAAGUUUUGGAUGCUUCUGGAAAUCCAACAUCAUCAUUUAUUUAUGGACAAAAUUUUUGGGUUGGUUCAAGAACAGAAUGUGAACGAUUGAAUAAUGAAUUUCGUAUUAAUGCAAUAAACCCGAAAAAUUCAAAAUUAUCAAGUGAAAAAUCUAAAUUUCCAAUGGAAUAUGUUGUUAUAUUUGCAAAUUAUACUGAUGAUCAACAAUUUACACAAUUUGGAAGGCAUACAGUUGAUAUUUUCUUUUAUAUUGGUGCAAUGAUUUUAGUUUAUAAUUUUCUACAAAAUGAAAAGCAAAUAUUGGAAAUAAAUGAAAAUGGAUUUAUAAAAAAUAGUAUAAAAUUUUUGAGAUUAUUAUUAAAUCGUUAUAUAAGAUUAACACCAGGACUUUUAUUAACAAUGGGUUUAAGUCAUUUAACAGCAUUAUAUUUGAAAGAGAAUUCACAAUAUUAUAUUUCGGAGGAACAGGAUUUAUAUUGUAAGAGUUAUAUAAAUCCAUUGACAAGAAUAAUUCCAUAUUUAAGUGGUAUAUUUAGCGGAAUUGUUUUAAAUUCUGAUAAAUCUGGUAAAAUUGGUAAAUUUAUAUCACAUUAUAUAUUUAUACAUUUAUCAAAAUUAACAUAUAUGAUGUAUUUAUUAGAACCAAUUGUUAUUUAUAUAUAUCAAACAACAACUGGACAAAGAUAA